AGUUUAUCCGGUUCAUCCGCUCUGGGCGACCACGCGGGGUUUCUGGGGGGAGCCGUCACCGCUUGUCGCGUUGUCCAGCCGGCUGCAGCCAUCAGACGGAGCGGCACCAAGUUUUCAAGUCGAGUUGGUUGAGUUGCUCGCGUAGCGGUGGUAGCGGCGACGGCAGUGACGGCAAAGCGAGUGGGCGCCAGAGCGCAGGCGCGUAGGCGCCCCAAGCAAGGCCGGCCGCCAUACGUCUAGCGGAGUGCCAUCGCGGCGUGGCACCCAAUCAGAGACGGGCUUUCAACCGUGUACUCAAGGGCGUACCCACUGCAGCGGUUGCGGCGGAAUGCACGGGGCCCACAAAAUCAUAUUCCCCAAGACGGUGCCUAACAUCAAAAUGAUCCCGUACGCCGCCGCCCUGGCGUUUCUGCUCGUCUACGUCUCGUCCGACAGCGUGGAAGCCUACGUUGAAUCUGUGGCCGGCAGCGUGGACCCUGACCUGGGCCACUUCCAGCCCAUGGUGGCCCUCCUGUGCGGCCACGGCCGCAUCAACAACCAGUACCUGGCCGAGGGCCAGCGCUGGGUCUCGGAUCCAGACCCCAAGGCAGUCUGCAGCAAGGACAAGCUCAGCAUCCUCGAGUACUGCCGCAAGGUGUACCCAAAACGGGACAUCCGCAACAUUGUGGAGUCUAGUCGCUACUACCACGUGGACGGUUGGUGCAAGGUGGGGCAGCGAGGCCGCAGCUGCCGUGGCAGCCACUGGGUGAAGCCGUACAGGUGCCUGGAAGGGGACUUCCAGAGCGACGCCCUGCUGGUGCCCGAGCACUGCCUCUUCGACCACAUCCACAACCAGAGCGUGUGCCAGAGCUUUGACGACUGGAACCAGACGGCGGCCCACAGCUGCCAGGGACGCUCCAUGCGCCUGCGCAGCUUCGCCAUGCUCCUCCCCUGCGGAGUGGAUAUCUUCUCCGGGGUGGAGUUUGUCUGCUGCCCCACGGAAGGCAAGAGCAGCAAGGAGGAGGGAAAAGGGACGUCGAGCGAGGAGGACGAGGACUACGACGACUACAGCAGCGUGGAGGAGGAGGAGGAGACGACCAGCACGACUCCAAGCACCACCACGAGCACCACGCCAGGCACCACGACAGAGCGGCCAGUGGACCACUACUUCAGUCAUUUCGACAGCAAGCACGAGCACGACUCUUUCAAGGAGGCCCAGAGGAAUCUCGAGGAAGGACACAGAGAGAAGGUCACCAAGGUAAUGAAGGAGUGGAGUGAACUGGAAGAGCACUACCAGACAAUGAAGCACAAGGACCCCAAGGGAGCAGAGGACUUCCGCAAGAAGAUGAGUGCGCGUUUCCAGAAGACUGUGGAGGCCCUGGAGGAAGAGGGAGCAGCGGAGAAGCGUCAGCUGGCAGCCAUGCAUCAGCAGCGGGUGUUGACCAUCAUCAACAUGCGCAAGAAGUCGGCCAUGGACUGCUACACUGCUGCACUCUACCAGGUGCCCCCCAAGACCAAGAAGAUUGAGAAGUGCCUGGAGAAGCUGCUGCGCGCCCUGGAGAAGGACCGCACACACGCCGUGCACCACUACCGCCACGGAGGGGGCGGGGGCAGCCCUUCGCAGCGCAGCGCCCUCCUGCAGCACCUGGCCAACGUGGACCGGGUGGCCAACCAGAGCCUGGCUCUUCUGGACCGGGCCCCAUCGGUGGCCGACAAGGUGCGGCCCCGCAUGGCGGCCCUCUGGCACAGCCUGAGGGGCAGGCCCUCGGACAACGAGCAGCUCCUGCGGCAGGCUGACCUGCACAGGCACACACCCCCGCAGCCGGCACCAGAACAUCGUCAGCCACAGCCUCAGCCACAACCGCAGCCGGAGGAAGGUCCCGGGGACUCCGAGUCGGUGGAAGACGAGAGCCUGCAGCCCAGUGGGGACAGUCCCAGCAGCCCGAGCAGCAGCAGCAGCAGCAGCAGUAGCAGCCCCUUGCCCCAGCAGGGGGCACAGCUCCUCGUGCACCCUACCCCCAGGGUGGCCCAUGCUCAGGGACAACUGCUGCACCACAGUGAAGGAAGCUAUAACACGAUGCGCAAGGAGGGCUUGCAGAAGUUCAAGUGGAACGGGAGCGUCUACAUCACGCUGGCCUUUGCCGGAGUGGCGCUCCUGACAGCGCUGCUCGUCGGAGCGGUGCUGCUCCGCCGCCAGGCGCAGCGCUCCCCCCAGGCGCAGGGCUUCGUUCAGGUCGACCAGGGGGCCCUCCCCGCAAGCCCCGAGGAGCGCCACCUGGCAAGCAUGCAGGUCAAUGGAUAUGAGAACCCCACCUACAAGUACUUCGAGGCCAACACCAACUGAGCGGCCACGCCCCCAGGGGAGGGGGAAAAGGGGGCGGACGGACGUAUUGUGCCUGCUGCGGGCUGCGGGAUUAGCUCGUCCCGCGUUGUUCCGGGAGCCAGUUGGUUUGCCUCGCGUCUUAGGAGUAGGCACGGCCUCCCUUCUGCACCCGGUCAAGGACCAUGGUUGUUGGGGACACGAGCGGCGUGGGGCGCAGCCAGCCUGAGCUUUGGGUCCCGGUACCACGGCAAACCGUUUGUUCCCACCCGCGGAAUGAAAAUUUCGUUUGCCUCAGUUUCUUUCGAACAGAGCGUCGGCGCCGCCUCCGACAGCCCCGAGUGCACUCUGUCUAUUGCGAAAGACCAAUGGAGUAGUUGACACUCGGGUCGCAGCUCGAACAAGCUCCCGUAAAACGCUACUUAACCGGGGCCGGCGACCGAGCGUAGAGCUUGCUGUGCGUAGUUGUGGAUAAAACUUUUUUUUUUUUUGUGUGUGUGCUUGGUCACAGACAAUGGGCAGCUUCCGACGUUAGCCACGCGCCACACGCUCGCAUUUGUUUUCUUCUUCUCACGGUUGUCAUACUUAGUUUCCAUUGGCGGGUUAACAUUCCAGUCCGGGCGGGCGCCCCCGUUCAGGCGCGUCCUGAUCAAAAUUGAGCAUUUGGUUGUGCGUGCAUUUAUUGGCCGCAGCGGGGGUUCCCGGGUGCACUGGUGUCGUGACACGCAUGUCGUGACUUUCCCCUCCGACGGUUGUCCUUGCUCAUGGCUCGUUCACACCUCUAGUGCUGGUAGUCUCUGUUGCUUAGGUUUGUAGGAGCACACUACAGCAGAGGGUGUCACAAAGUUUUCUAAGCUGUAUAUACAUGAGGAAAACAUUGCGUUGCACACACGCGAGUUUCGGCCUGUUUUUAGUUGGGACAGUGAACGUUUUUUGUACAGGUUAUUAUGUAGUGCCUACAUUUGUAUGUGCCAGCUGCAUGUGUUUUCCUGCAUGUGGGGAAGCCUCCGUGCUGCCCCGAGCUGUGUGCGGCCCCUCCUGAGUUUCCAUGUGCCAUGUGCCCAGCCUAGGGUGAACUGGGGGUGCAGAUGCCCUUGCGCACGGUGUGCCCCGGCGAGCAUUGUGUGUCCGUAGGCCAUCGACGCUAUUCAUGCGAAAUUAAUGUGGUCACAGCUGUCAUUGUCUCAGUGAACAUAUCAUAUGUCCAAAUUUGUCUCCCCUGUCAGUGUGUGCUUCUCUCGGUUCUACACUUGCCUGCAUUUUUGUUAGUUUGCCGGACUGUCCUUUUCGGUCCCAGGUCGACAGCAGCUAUAACAACAAUUCCGUAUUUUCCAGUAUCGGGUCACACCAGUGUAACCUAUUGUGCAUGUAGUGUAACUUGAGUGGAAAAGCUAAAAUAAAAAUUUGCAAGAGUCUCA
This is a messenger RNA of Ixodes scapularis (black-legged tick), 3717 nucleotides long. RefSeq names its product amyloid-beta-like protein (gene Appl). Gene Ontology annotation, biological process: central nervous system development; axonogenesis. Gene Ontology annotation, molecular function: heparin binding; transition metal ion binding. NCBI's taxonomy places the organism in Eukaryota, Metazoa, Arthropoda, Arachnida, Ixodida, Ixodidae. The transcript is spliced from 9 exons. The record is from RefSeq and is a predicted model, not a curated record. Gene Ontology annotation, cellular component: membrane; neuronal cell body; neuron projection. The coding region runs from base 329 to 2323 and encodes 664 amino acids.